GACAGACUAUCUGUCUAUCUGAUUGAAAAUGUAUCUUGCUCGACUAUUGAGAAGUAAAGAGAUACUGCGGGUGAAGAUCCCCACAGACAAAACGUCUCGCAGAUCGGCUACGAAGAUGACAGUGCGCGAAGCGUUGAAUAAGGCUCUCGACGAGGAGUUGGCUCGGGACGAAAAAGUAUUUAUAUUAGGAGAGGAGGUCGCGGAAUUCGAUGGUGCUUACAAGAUAACACGUGGACUCUGGAAGAAAUACGGCGACAAGAGACUGAUCGAUACACCAAUCACGGAGGCUGGAUUCUGCGGUAUUGCCAUUGGUGCAGCAUUAUUAGGUCUAAGGCCGAUAUGCGAAUUUAUGACUUUUAAUUUCUCCAUGCAAGCGAUUGAUCGUGUCAUCAAUGGUGCUGCGAAGAAUCUUUACAUGUCCGCCGGAAGAUACUCUGUUCCUAUUCUAUUUCGGGGACCGAACGGUAACGCCAAAGGCUUGGCCGCGCAGCACUCUCAAUGUUUUGCUGCGUGGUUCAUGAGUGCGCCCGGUUUGAAAGUUGUGUCACCGUCGACGUGUGAAGAUUACAGAGGCUGUUUGAAAGCGGCUGUGCGGGAUCCUGAUCCCGUAGUCAUGCUGGAGAGCGAACUGCUUUAUAACAUAGAGUUUCCCGUAUCCGAUCAAGCUAUGGAGAAAGACUACCAGAUACCUAUCGGCAAGGCUAAGGUAGAGAAAUCUGGCAAGCACAUCACUCUAGUAACGCAUGGCCAAGCGUACGUGUAUACGCUUCAAGCGGCCGAGUUACUGGCGGGACAAGGAAUCGAGGCGGAAGUUAUCAAUCUACGAUCGUUGAGACCUUUGGAUUGGGACACGGUAUUCAAGUCAAUCGGGAAAACACACAGAUUAAUGACGGUCGAACUGGGCUGGCCUAGAUGCGGUGUAGGAGCAGAGAUCGUCGCAACAGUGAUGGAAAAUCCAGUCUUUUUUCAGCUGGACGCACCUGCGGUUCGAUGCGCCGGCAUUGACGUUCCGAUGCCUUAUUCGGAGAAGAUCGAGCACGAAUGCACCCCGAAGGAUCAUCAUAUAGCCGACUACGCUAAACAGCCUGAAGGUUUAUACACUCCAUCUUCGUAAGCUGCUGGCAGUCUUCUUAAUAACGGAGUAUCGACUGCACCUAGUUCUGGUUUGCCAACGUUAUU
Cyphomyrmex costatus is the source of this 1179-nucleotide messenger RNA. Its product is annotated as pyruvate dehydrogenase E1 component subunit beta, mitochondrial. NCBI's taxonomy places the organism in Eukaryota, Metazoa, Arthropoda, Insecta, Hymenoptera, Formicidae. The transcript has 2 exons. The record is from RefSeq and is a predicted model, not a curated record. Gene Ontology annotation, cellular component: pyruvate dehydrogenase complex. Gene Ontology annotation, biological process: pyruvate decarboxylation to acetyl-CoA. Gene Ontology annotation, molecular function: pyruvate dehydrogenase (acetyl-transferring) activity. Bases 29 to 1114 code for a protein of 361 amino acids.